AUGAGUAACAUCAAACUUGGAGAUGACUUCACCAAAGCUGUCAUUGCGGCUACUGGGCCCAAGGCCGAUCCGCGUGUCCGGACUGUCUUUGCCAGCUUGAUCCGCCAUUUACAUGAUUUCACCCGCGAAAAUCAGAUCACCGUGGAUGAAUGGACAAGAGCCGUUGCCUUGAUGAACCGGGCGGGCCAAAUGAGCAAUGAGAAGAGAAACGAGGGCCAACUCGUCUGUGAUGUUCUUGGGCUAGAAUCACUUGUAGACGAUAUCACCAAUAGCUUGUUGGUGGGUGAAUCCUACGAAGCUACUGCUACCGCUAUCUUGGGUCCUUUUUAUAGAGAUGAUACGCCUGCAAUCCCUAACGAUGCUAGCAUUGUUCUCACGCCUCCCAAAGAUGGGAAAGGCGAGAAUGUCUACAUGCACGGGAUUGUCACUGAUGCCGCAACGGGAAAGCCAAUUCCUGGAGCCAAAAUCGAUAUUUGGCAAUGCUCUACAAACGGAAUGUACGAACAACAGGACCCAGACCAAGCAGAAUGGAACCUACGGGGUAAGCUCACAACAGAUGAGAAUGGAUACUAUGGGGUUUACUGCAUCCGGCCAGUGCCUUAUCCGAUUCCAUAUGACGGCCCUGCUGGCGAUCUUCUCCAACUGCUAGAUCGGCACCCUUGGCGCCCCGGGCACAUCCACUUAUUGAUUGGGAUAAAUGGGUAUGCUCCUUUGACCACGCAAAUAUUUGACCGUACCAGCAAAUAUCUUAUCGAUGAUUCGGUCUUUGCCGUCAAAGAUGAGCUUCUGGUCGAUUUCAAGCCGAUACAGAACAACCCCAAGGCGGAGCUUGAGCUGGUUUAUGAUGUGAAGCUGGCGCCAUCUAAAGUCUGA
Molecule: messenger RNA, 873 nt
Organism: Clonostachys rhizophaga
Lineage: Eukaryota; Fungi; Ascomycota; Sordariomycetes; Hypocreales; Bionectriaceae
Source: the annotation of a GenBank genome assembly